Molecule: messenger RNA, 921 nt
Organism: Aureobasidium vineae
Lineage: Eukaryota; Fungi; Ascomycota; Dothideomycetes; Dothideales; Saccotheciaceae
Source: the annotation of a GenBank genome assembly
AUGCUUGCCCCACUCUUGACCCUCGCUGCUGUGAGCACCCUACUUGGACAGUCUUGUGCUCUUCCACCGCCUAGCCCUCACAGCCCUCCCGGUCCUCCUGGACCACCUGAAUAUUUCAUCGACACAACAUGGUGGGAUGCUAACUCCGGUGGCGCAAGCGACGAAUGGGGUCUCUGCGCAAACCUAGGAUCACGUUGCGGACCCGUUCUGGAAAACAGAUAUGCCAUCUGGAUCACCUACGCCGAUAUCGAUAAAUCGGCCACUGCAAACAUCAAUGUAUUACGCAUUCCAACCACGUAUGCCGCCUGGAUCAAGCUUCCAGGCACCCAACUGUACUCUGGCAACCAGCAGAAAUAUCUCAAGGAUAUUGCUUUGUAUGCCAUCAAAGAGUACAAUAUGCAUAUCAUUGUUGACAUCCAUUCUCUGCCCGGCGGAGUCAACGUCGACAAUACCGCUUUCUCUGCCUUUGGCUCUCCAUACGCUCUCUCAGACCUCACAAACUUCACAAAAGGCGUCUUGAAGCGCGUCGGCAAGGUCAAUGCUAAGAUCCCAGUCAUGCUCCAAGACGGCUUCAAAGGCGAAUCUUACUUCCCGCCCUCUUUCGACGAGACCACAAACCUCGUCUUCGAUAUCCACAGCUAUUAUUUCGCAGGCAGAAACGCGUGUGCCGCAAACGUAUCUUCCUACAUCUGCACCGAUGCCAAAGCCGCAGUGGGCGAUGGCAAAUUCCCCGUCUUUGUUGGCGAGUGGGCGAUUGAGGCUCAAUACAACAACACUUUUGCUUUACGACAGGGUAAUCUGGCCGCUGGUUUGUAUGCAUUCGGCAAGAAGACUUCGGGAAGUGCUUAUUGGACUGCCAAGCGCUCACCAUUCGUAGCAUGGGUCAACCACAACAACUCCAGUGCUCACACCCACCCCUAA